Cydia strobilella is the source of this 1549-nucleotide messenger RNA. It is a transcript of the gene MED7, whose product is annotated as mediator of RNA polymerase II transcription subunit 7. Gene Ontology annotation, cellular component: mediator complex; core mediator complex. NCBI's taxonomy places the organism in Eukaryota, Metazoa, Arthropoda, Insecta, Lepidoptera, Tortricidae. The coding region runs from base 140 to 802 and encodes 220 amino acids. The transcript is spliced from 3 exons. Gene Ontology annotation, biological process: regulation of transcription by RNA polymerase II. Gene Ontology annotation, molecular function: transcription coregulator activity. The record is from RefSeq and is a predicted model, not a curated record.
CUAAAAGUAUAAAUUGUGGGCAUUGAUUCGUGAUUGUUGCGUUUAUAGUUUUAGUUCAUUCACAAGAAAUUGUGUUAUAUUUUAAUUUCUUGUUUCAAGAUUAAAACUUCUUCUUUUUAUUAUAUUUAAUUAGUUCAAAAUGUCGUCAGAAACAGCUCAAGUGAGCUCUUUGCCAUUACCCCCUAUGCAAUACAUUAAUUUUUACACUGAUGAUAAUGUGAGACGAAAUAGGGCUCCUCUACCACCGAGGCCUAUUCAUGACUCGUAUUCAAUGUUUGGCCACCCCUUCAAUGCUGAUGAUACAAUUAUAAGAUCCUUGGAAAGUCAGGGCUUCAGAAGAUUGUAUCCAAUGCAUUUUGAUAGAAGAAGAGAGUUGAAAAAACUCAACCACUCAUUGUUAGUGAAUUUCUUGGACUUAUUAGAUCUGCUGGUUCACUGUCCUGAUUCACCGAAGAGAGCAGAAAAGGUUGAAGACUUGAGUCUGUUGUUCAUACACAUUCAUCACCUGCUCAAUGAGUUCAGGCCUCACCAGGCUCGGGAGACUUUAAGAGUUAUGAUGGAGCUGCAAAAACGUCAAAGAGUAGAAACUACACUGAGAUUUCAGAAGCAUUUAGACAAGGUCCAGGAUAUUUUGCAGAAUGCCCUUCAAGGCUUGCCAAAUCAGAAUGAAGUUGAAUCUAAUUUCAAAGUGCCUGUAGAAAUUCUGGAUCAAAUGACUGUGGGCUCUGGUGAUGGAGCAAAUGCUGAUCCCUGUUAUGAACUUGAUCGCCUUAUGUGUAAUGUUGUGGAUAAUAUGAGAUAGUUUAAGUUGAUUUAGUAUUGAUACAUAAGAUACAUUAUAACAACUGAUAAUUAGGUUAACCCUUCCUAUGCCUUAUUACCAAAGCUUAUUACAGUCCAAAUGAGGGCUAUCGUUUUUUUGCUCACCAGUUGGCGCCUCUGUUGAUGGUGGUCCAAAAGACUAAAGAACAGCUGUCAGUCAUUGAAGUGACAUUUCGAACUGCGAAGACCACAGAACUAGGAUGACAUAAGCAUAAAUUUUAGGUCUGUGGCGAAGACCACCGUCCACACUAGCGCCCCUAGCGGCGAAUUCAUACGCGUUAGCCCUCAUUGUUGGGAUGUAGUAUAUGGGACAAGGCAUACGAAAGGUUGUCAUUUUUUAUUUAUUGUAAGUUCACACAUCACAACAAUACACUAAACUUGAGUACUGUCUCAAUAUAUCAUAUUCCUUUUUACAGUCACCCUCUUCCCAUCCGUAUCUGAUCUGUUAGUCAAAGUUGAAAGUGUAUUUUACAGUCUCAUUGUUUCUUGGAUAUCUCCAGUGUGAUGACAUUUUAUGUUCUACCUAGGAGCAUGUUUCCAAUUUCUAUUUUAUUAUGUUUAUAUGUAGAAAAUGAAAUGCAUCAAAACUAUGUCAAUGUGGAGUUUAAUUAGACUCCCCAGUUUCCAAUUGGGUUGAAAUUUGUCAAAAGAAUUGUUAAUAAAACAACCUCAUUGAGAAGUAAGAUAGGAUAGGAUUCAAACGAUUUGAUAAAUAAAACAAGUAAAU